CCUCUCUCCAUCCCUCGCAGCAACAUGACGAAGAACAAGGACGUCACAUUCAACCUCAAGCCCCUCACGCACCAGGACGUGCCCCCUGCCGGCUCGGACGAGCUGCAGGCGUUCAUCGACGCGCACUUUGCUGCCGGCGAGGCAUUUAUCAACUCUAUGGACGACUGGCAGAGGGGGUCGCAGUGGCACAAGGGGACCGUGCAGGUCAUGAGCCUGCCCUCUGGGUCGGCAUACUCCAAGAUCCGAAAGCAGUUCAACAUCAGCGACUUUUGGUGCGGCCGUAUCUCCAAGCACACGGCCGAGAGCGUCAGAGAGGAGAAGGCCACAAACGGCAGCGCGACGGGCGGCACGUCGCUCAACCCCGUCCACCUCGUUCGCUCGAUGAGCAGGCGCGUGAGCGCCCAGUUCAGCUCGGAUGGCAAGAAUGUUGUGGCCGAGCGCCGCGCGACUGUCGACUUGUCCGAGGAGGAGCGCGCCGUUCAUAUCAUGAACACGGACCCGAGCAACCUGUACGAGCGCAUGAGACGGGGCUUGCUGGAAUACCACUCCGAGAACGAGCGCGAGUACAUCGAGGCAUGCCGCGAGACCGAGUGCCUCGAGGUGCUGCAGCCCCACAUGGCCGAGAUCUGGCGCAUGACCUAUGUGACGCCACCACCGACCUCGCCGCGCACCUUUGUCGUGCUGCUCCUCUCGCGCGAGCUCAAGACGGCGCCCAAGGGCGAGCGCGCAUUCAUGAACAUUUCCGUCCCCUUCCAACACCCCGCGUGCGUCGAGAAGAAGGACGACGAAAAAUCGCGCGUGCGAGGCAAGUACGUGUCUGUCGAGCUUGUGCGCGAGCAGGACGGCGGACGGCAGGUCGAGUGGCGCAUGGCGACGAGCAGCGACGCGGGCGGCAACAUCCCGCGGUUUGUGACCAACGCGUCGCUCCCGUCCAAGAUUGCAGAGGACGUGCCGUCGUUCCUUGGCUGGAUGACGCGCCGGUUCCCCGAGGGCGGCGAGGUGGAGAGCCACCCGAUUGCGGCAUAGAGCGCGGGCACGAGCACGCGUUAGCGUGCGAGUAGAGAGCUGAAGAGGGUGAGCGAGCGCGCAUCAGCGCGCGCGUAGAGCGGAGUAGAGCGGAGUAGAGUUGCAUGGAUCGCAUUGUGAGGG
This is a messenger RNA of Vanrija pseudolonga, 1149 nucleotides long. RefSeq lists its product as uncharacterized. The transcript has 7 exons. NCBI's taxonomy places the organism in Eukaryota, Fungi, Basidiomycota, Tremellomycetes, Trichosporonales, Trichosporonaceae. The record is from RefSeq and is a predicted model, not a curated record. Bases 25 to 1026 code for a protein of 333 amino acids.